GUCUGGGUUUGGCGACUGACAAAUUCUUCCUUCCCGGGAAUAGACUCUGGACCGAGAAACUGGUUCCGAACGCAACGGAACCUGGCGCCGGGCGACGCUGGGUCACGUGGCCGACGGCCCCAUGACGUGUGGGCUGCGGGGCGUCACAGUGACAUUUGGGCGACCGGCCGAGUGGCCCCACUACCUUCGUCACCUGUGCAGCCGUACAGUCAUGGACCUGGGACCGAUGCGCAUGAGUUACCGCGGGGACCGAGAGGCAUUUGAGGAGGAUCAGUUGACCUCUCUGGACCCCAUAAAGCAGUUUACUGCUUGGUUCGAAGAUGCUGUUCAGUGUUCUAAGAUACGGGAAGCCAACGCCAUGUGUCUGGCUACCUGUACCAGAGAUGGGAAGCCCUCUGCGCGCAUGGUGCUGCUGAAGGGCUUUGGCAAGGAUGGCUUCCGCUUCUUCACUAACUUCGAGAGCCGAAAGGGAAAAGACCUGGACUCUAAUCCCUUUGCUUCCCUUGUCUUCUACUGGGAGCCCCUGAACCGUCAAGUGCGUGUGGAGGGCACUGUGAAGAAGCUGUCAGAGGAGGAGUCUACAUGCUACUUCCACUCCCGCCCCAAGAGCAGCCAAAUUGGGGCUGUGGUCAGUCGCCAGAGUUCCGUGAUUCCUGAUCGGGAGUACCUGAGAAAGAAAAAUGAGGAAUUGAAGAAGCUCUACAAGGAACAAGAGGUGCCAAAGCCAAAUUACUGGGGUGGCUACAUCCUAUAUCCACAGGUGAUAGAAUUCUGGCAAGGCCAAACCAACCGCCUGCACGACCGGAUCGUCUUUCGGCGGAGCCUCCAGACAGGAGACUCCCCUUUGGGGCCCAUGACCCACAGAGGGGAGGAAGACUGGCUCUAUGAGAGACUUGCUCCCUAACUCCCCGGCUGCAGUGCCCACUGGAGCUAGGACCAGGUGCUGAGAGAGAGUGUGGGAUUGGGAGCCAGGCCCUUAUAAACUCAACCCAUUUCCCUCCCCACUCCUUAUAUUUAGGAGUCUUCAGAAUUCAUCCUUCAAGUACUCUCUACUUAGUUGGCUCUCAGUAAGCUGUCUAGUGGAGUGUAAUGGUGGCAGAGAGAAUCAUGGAUGGAAAGUAAUCUCAUAAUUAUUUUCUUGAUUUUGACAAUUUAUUGGAAUAGCUCCCUCUAGGGGUAGCAGCUGACAUGAUUCCCUUUUCUGGUGACACAGGGUGGGUUCCCAGCAGCCCUGUCUUUUUACUACUGGUGACAGUCAUACUGGCCAAAGCUGAUUGGUUCCCGCAUAAGCACCUGAGCCAAUCUAGCCAAUUGGUUUUUCUUGUCAACUAUUUGAAAUUUGAACCAGAGAGACCUAGGGCUCGCUGCAUCUUUGUAGCCUAAGUCAUUAAUGGCAACCAAGAAGCAGUAGCCUCCAGCUGCUACUCUUGCAAUUCCAUGAGCUGCCCUGAAUCCCUCCUGUGCAGUUCCUCCUGCCUCAAACACCCACGGUCUCUAAAAUAAAAAUUUUUGACAUAAAC
This is a messenger RNA of Miniopterus natalensis, 1520 nucleotides long. It is a transcript of the gene PNPO, whose product is annotated as pyridoxamine 5'-phosphate oxidase. Gene Ontology annotation, molecular function: FMN binding; pyridoxamine phosphate oxidase activity. NCBI's taxonomy places the organism in Eukaryota, Metazoa, Chordata, Mammalia, Chiroptera, Miniopteridae. Gene Ontology annotation, biological process: pyridoxal 5'-phosphate biosynthetic process; pyridoxine biosynthetic process. The record is from RefSeq and is a predicted model, not a curated record.